CUCUAGCCGCAUGCGUAUGACAAAGAUGAAUGGAAAACCGUAACGUGCAAUUCUAUUUUCUGGAUUUUGAAACUCACCUGAUAAAAUGUAUACAAUUUAGUUUUGAACAAGUUAUGAUCAGGAUAAAGACAUGUUUUACCAAUGAGCGGUUUUUUAAAUUCAAUACGUAAAGCUACUACCUCGAGUACUGAUGGUUCGGGUUGUUCCAGUGUGCCUGAAGGCGAUUCUUCCGAAGAUAGGCGCUUCAGUAUCCACCCUUUACCAGGUGAUACUGGGUUUUCACAAUGGGCAAACGCCAUGAAAAUGGUAGCUCAAUUGCCUGGUGGGAUACCACCAGAGUUCAGAAGACGACUCUGGUUAACAUUAGCAGAUAAACAUUUGUUAGGAAAAGGAGUCGAUUGGCCUAAAGUAGAAAGAACCUGUUUCAGCGAAUGGUCUCAUCCUGCAGAUGCAGAACUUGGCGUUCAAAUAGUUAAAGAUUUACACAGGACUGGUUGUAGUUUAUUUUGCGGAGAGGACGGACAGGAAAACCAGGUACUUCUUAAAAGGGUUCUUUUGGCGUACGCAAGGUGGAACAAAGUUGUGGGUUAUUGUCAGGGAUUCAACAUGUUGGCAGCUUUAAUUCUUCAAGUAACUGAAAAAUGCGAAAGUGACGCUUUGAAAUUAAUGAUAUAUCUCAUAGAAGGAGUCCUUCCGGAUUCUUAUUUCGCAGACAGCUUGCGAGGACUAUCGGUCGAUAUGGCGGUAUUUAGGGAGCUGUUGCGUACCAGAUUCCCCCGACUUUCUAAACAUUUAGACAAUCUUCAGAAUGCAGCUAAGGAUGGGAGUAGAAGUUACGAACCACCUCUCACUAAUGUGUUCACAAUGCAAUGGUUCCUUACACUUUUUUGCAACUGUUUGCCUCAUCCAACGGUUCUUCGCGUCUGGGAUUUGAUUCUUCUUGAAGGAAACGAAGUUCUUCUACGUACGGCGUUGGCCAUAUGGCAAGUGUUAGCUGAUAAAAUCCUUACAGUAAGAAGUGCCGAUGAAUUUUAUUGUAUGAUGGGUGUUUUGACCAGGGAACUUCUAGAAUUUGAGUUAGUAGACGGUAAUACUCUAAUCAAAGCGGUCGUAGAUAUCGGACCUUUAACGGAACUGAACACACUUAGGGAACACUAUUUAUAUAAUAUAAAUCCGUGGGGCGCUACUUUGCCGCAAACAGUUGACAAACAAUUGAAAUUGUACCCAAAACAAAGUAUCGCGCUAGAUAUCAGUGGACUAAAAAAACAAUACGCUAAACUAAAACAGAGGCAAAGGCAGGCACAUAUAAUUAUAAGCGCAGCUAUUUCUAGACAGUCUCCACCAGCUCCUCCGGUUACUAUGAACCACCUAUUAUUGGGUAAAAGCGCUCUAAUACCCGCUAAAAGAUUAGGACCUCCAAAAGGUGCUAUACCUCCCGCUAGGCAAAUAUCUUCCAGUACACUACAUUGGAAAGAUGCCCCAAAGCAAACUUCGAGCUCCAGUUCCAGCGAUACGGAACUUUGUGAUGAAGAAAAUGGUUCUUCCGAUGAAGAAGAACUAUGUCAAUUAGACCACCUACCCCUCGAUAAUGAUAAGGAUCUUAUGAAAAUCGACAAUACAAGUGCCACUGUAGAAAUAGAAACAAAUAGUUCACCUUCCAAAAAUGAAACACUACUGACGACUGACAAUGUUGAAAGUGACGAUAAUUUAAUAGUAUUUAAAACUGAAUCUGAUGAUGAGAAUUUUGAUUUUGAACAGUUUUUAUCGGAUCGAUUAAAAGUCGACGAUUUAGUUGAGGAACAACAUGAUUACUCUAGAAGAAAUAGCGAAAGAGCAUUGAAGAUUAUUCAAGAAAAUUCUUUAAUACUCCACCGAAUUUUGCAAUGUCAACCUCGAUUAUCUCCUUCGCCUCCAUUGACGAUAGAACCAGUUAAAAGUCCAUUAGACAACUCAUUCGGCGGAAAUUAUUCCGAAGUAGAUAAUUAUUAUAGUAAUAAAUACGCGACACAAAAUCAAAUCGAUAUGGGUAAGACGGAGGAUGUUAAAUCUCCAGAAUACGGAUCAAAAUAUACCAGUAUACUUGAAAAAAGCAAAAGUUUAGAUGAAAAAUAUAACGAACUGAUAUUAAAUAAACCUACAUCUAAAACGUUUGAAGGAUUGAGCGCUAUAAACAAUGAUUUCAGAAAGGAAAUGAUAAUCGAACCGAAGCUAUUUACUACAAUUAAUGAAGAAAACUCAGGCGACAUUAACAAUGUGCAAUUGAACGAGGAAGAUAUCAAAACUAUCUAUAAUAAAUCCAAUUUAAGUCCGAAUAAUAUUAAAUUUGACUCCACUAAACCAGAAACGAUAUUCACUUUCGAUCGUCCGUACAUAUCCGGACAAUUCCCAAUCGAAAUCGAUUCAGCGUCGCCCAAGAAAGAAUGCAAAUCGACAAUAUUCGAUCCUACGGAUUCACAUCUGAAUAAUUGUGAAGUCACCUCAAACGUAUUAUCAACAAAUCAAUGCUCAGAUGACGUUUCUACUACUGAGGAUUCAAUUUUUGCCACGGAAAUACACGACGACAUUUUAUUAGAAGAAUUAAAAAAUUACGAUGUAAGUACCGAUGUCAACAUUGUAAAUAGUCCUUUGCGAUGGACUCCUUCGACCACUUGUUAUAGUUAUCUCACCGCUGAUGAAGAAGGAAUAUCAUCGAUAGACAAGUUCAAAGAAAAAUGUGAUAUUAAUCCAAUUACAAAACCCUUUCACUUAGACGUACUACCAUGUACUAGCUCAAAUCCAAAAUCACCUUCGAAAACUCCCCUAUCUCCUUCAAAAUCGCCGUUUAGAUCUCCAAAUCAAAACUUCAAUCCUUUUCCUGUACCGCUUUGUUCCAGACAAAGUAAAGAAGUCCCUUUGAAACUCGGCUUGUACAAAAAGUAGCAAUUUUGCUUCUAAUCUAACAAAAUAAAAGUUUAAUUUGUUAUGAAAGUGACAAACAGAAAAAGAUAAGUUAGAUUACAAACUAUAUCAUUAAAAUUUGAUAUUAAAGACAUACUGAUUGGAUAAUAUUGGUUGUAUUUUCAAAAAAAUCUAGUUUUUAAGAAGAAAAAAAAAUACGUCGUAGCGAAUUAAAAAGUGUAAAAAUGUGGUUUUGAUAUUUGACUUGUUUUCAUAACAAUUAAUUUCAUUAAAAAUAACAAAUUCUUGAGGGAACUUUUCGUAAUUGGAAAAAUGGAGUUUUUGUUGUUAUCAUUUCAACUCUCUCUAUCUUGAGCUAGUCUAAACUGUUUUACUUCUCUUAUCCCAGUCCAUUAACUAAUAUUCUUCAACCAAGAAGCUUGUUUCCUUCCAAUUCCUCUACGACCUUCAACUUUACCCAUCAUAAUCAACCGGAAGAUAUUAAAUCGGCUACCAAGCAUUAUCUGUCCCAAAUAAGUCUAUUUAACCACAUUUCAAAAGCCUCUAAUCGAUUAAUGGUAGAUAGAUAGAUAAAAGUCCAUGCUUCGAUAUAUAAGAGAACUGACCAUAUGUAACAUUUGAUCAUCCGUUUCCAGAGUUGAAAUUAUUACCAUAAGCUACCUCAACUCUACAUUUUAUUUCCUUAUCGGGAUCCAGUUGUUCAGUAAUGUAGGAACCAAGACACUCUUUGGAUCGCUUGUCCGUUUACCUGUAGCCGUGUGUCAUGGUACAGCAAGGGACUAAGUACGAUAUAUUUUGUUUUAGAACAGUUAAUGCUUCGACCCAGGCAUUGCAGUCCAUUCAAUUCGUCACAAAGUACAACUGUAUCUUCUGCGUGUCUGAUUGUAUUUUUAAGUUAAUUUUUACUCAAAUUAAACAGUGGUUUAACUUCUCUGAAGAUUUUGCAUUCUUCUCUCGAUUUUCCGUUCCGCUCUUUGGCGUCAAUAUAAUUUUUCGAUUAUUCUUACAUCGGAACUAUCAACUUCUUUUUCCCCUUAAUAUAUUUAUUAACUUAUCGUCGAAGUGAAACUGUCAACUGUCAACACUGAAGUGGCUAGAGUCACAAAGUUGUCUACUCCAUAGCGUCCCGAACUGUCACUUUCACUACAUGGAACACUCAAAACGCAGCUUUCGGUGAAUGAAUGAAUACAAAACGAGCAACUUUCAGAUGACGUCGUCUACAAAACAAAUUUCAUGAGUACGUAAUGGGCUUACAAAUCGUGUAACGUACUAUACUUUUUCUACGCCCAUUCAUUUUUUUCCAUUAAAUAAAAACAUCGCAAUUAUUUAAAUUUUAUUAUAAUAGUUCGAUUGUGCCUUAUUAUUUAUUACUAUCAGACAUAUGUGUAGAUAAAAUUGAGAAAAUGUUCGGAUACAAUCAUAUUUUGUUCAAGAAAUUGACAAUAUAAAUGACAUUUUUAUAGCACGCUACUUAAGAAAACGUAUCCUAUUUUUAAAGAAAUUGCAUAAUGUGCUGCCUACAUUUAGGGGCAUCCCUUUUUCAAUUCUAAAUAUAUCUCGCUAAUGCUAAGUUUUUAUGCUUUUUAAUUGACUAAAUUUGUGUAAAUAGACCAAAAUUUUAUUGCAAUUUAAUUAAACCAGGAAGUUUAAGUUUUCUUCUCAAAACGCACGUGUAUGUUAUGAGAUCUCAUUACGUGCAUGUUAAUGUCAAAUGUCAUUUACAAGAAAUGUUGACAGAACGAUUUUUGACGUUUACAGACAUGGGCGUAGAAAAAAAUAAUAAUUCACAUUUGCUUGAUAAUUUGGGAUCUAAUUUGUUUCAUCUAACGAUACGUAAUUUAAUGUUAUUUUUAAUUGCAUAAGUUUGAAACAAUAAACUAAAUAGAUUCGGUUACCAAGGAUGGAAAUAAAACUUCUUGUUAUGACCUUUAACACUUUAUUGUAUAGAUCUAAAUUGUAAAACCGUAAACUACAAAUAAUUUAUUAUCUAUACAGGUUAGGUUAAUUAAGAUAUUAUAAUUGGUAAUAUUUUUUAAAACGGUUCAUAGAAGCAUCAACUGUUGCAACCGAUGUCGUUGCAAUAUAAUUUUCAUGUACGUACUAAAAUCCAUUUGGAAACAGUUCAUAUUUUUGUUCGGUUAGUGCUAGCAUUGUUUAUACACCCUUUUUUCUACAAUUUUAUGAUUGUAAGAAGUCGUUACGAAGUUGGAAUUUUUUGAACUUUAGUGAUAUUUAUAUUGUCUAUUGGUACCACUACAACAACAUCCAUAAUUGCACUGUCUGAUCCACGUUUCGUCUUCUGUCUCUGAAGACGUUAACUUGGUUAUCGAAACGCGCGUCAAACAGUAUAAUUAUGAGUGUUGGUGUAGCGGUCGCAAUAAACAGUCUGUUUAAUAAAUAAUUGACUUGCUAGAAAUCGAAUAUUAGUAUCAAUAUAAUGUGCCAUUUACCCAAAGCAUUUGCUACAGUUUUUACUAAAAUUUUUAAAUCCCAUUCGUAAUUUCUGAAUUAAUAUUUUGAUUAGUUUUAUUAUAAUUUUUGUUUUAAACGAAAAGUGAAUAGAAGAAAAGGGAAAUAAAUAAAUAAAAAAUUAAUAAUAUUAGCACGAACUGCAGUAUGUUAAAUAAUCAUAUAAUAGAUAUGUAAGUGAAUAUAUCCUUGUUGAGACUAUUUGUGCUGUGCCAGGUCCGUUCGUUCUAAAAAUAUUUUGUAGCAAAUAAUAUAUAUUUCCAAAAAGUUGUUAUGCAAAAAUAAACGUUAAUUAACUUAGACAAA
This is a messenger RNA of Diorhabda sublineata, 5673 nucleotides long. RefSeq lists its product as uncharacterized. The transcript is spliced from 5 exons. The record is from RefSeq and is a predicted model, not a curated record. Lineage: Eukaryota; Metazoa; Arthropoda; Insecta; Coleoptera; Chrysomelidae. Gene Ontology annotation, cellular component: endoplasmic reticulum. Bases 142 to 2919 code for a protein of 925 amino acids.